AUGGCUCAGAUGAGGAAGCUGGCCUGUGAUGGCAUCAGGACCAACUCCCGGGGGGGCGACGCCACGGCCCCGCUGGUGUCCGCCCGACAGGAGAUCCUCACCAGCCUGGUGUCCGCCCUCGACUCAGUGUGCAUGGCGAUGUCUAAACUCAACGCUGAGGUGGCGUGUGUCACCGUACACGAAGACAGCGUGAUUGCAGUCGGCACGGAAAAGGGCCGAGUGUUCCUCAACUCCAGGAGGGAGAUCCAAACAGACUUCUACAAGUUCUGCCGGGGGCCCUGUCUGCAGAAUGUCCCCUCAGCUAACGCACAUACCAAAGAGCAGGAAGUAGAUCUGAGCAAAGUGAGUAAGGACGGAGAUCACGGGAAACCCAGAGCUCCGUCAGAAGCUCAGUCCAACAUCUUCGUUCUGAGGAAGAUGGUGGAGGAAGUCUUCACCGUUCUCUACAGUGAAGCCGUGGGGAAGAGCAGCCUGGUCCCUGUGCCUUAUGAGCGGAUCCUGAAGGACCCCGGCUGUGUGUUGGCCCACGGUCUGCCUGAGGGGGCCUCGCUGAAGAAGCCCUCUGAGUACGACACCAAGACCCUGAUGAAGAUCCUGGAGCAGAGCCACCGCAUCCAGCCAGCAGAAGAUUUGUCUCGAGAAGCCAAGUCCAGCACUGACGUUAAUCACAACUGCACGGCCCCUCUGACCCCAGGGAGCCAUGGCUCGGGGAAGACGUCAUCACAGGGGGUCUCCUCUCCGAGCCCCGCCUCCUCCAGCAACUCUGUGCUGUCCAACUUCCUGUACGGCAUGCCCAUGUCCUCCAAACCUCACCCCGAUGGGAAGCUGGACUUCAAACCCAUGUCCCUCCUCAACCUGGGGACAGACCGGCUGAACAACUGGACCGCAGGGGCGGACAAGAUGGCGUUGGGUGAAGAGAGUUUAAUGGCCACUGAGAGGAAAGACCUCCUGUGGCGCUCCGUGGUGGUCUUCGGUGGUCUCAGACUGAGACGGUAA
This is a messenger RNA of Notothenia coriiceps (black rockcod), 996 nucleotides long. Its product is annotated as general transcription factor II-I repeat domain-containing protein 1-like. Gene Ontology annotation, cellular component: nucleus. The record is from RefSeq and is a predicted model, not a curated record. Bases 1 to 996 code for a protein of 331 amino acids. NCBI's taxonomy places the organism in Eukaryota, Metazoa, Chordata, Actinopteri, Perciformes, Nototheniidae. The transcript is spliced from 6 exons. Gene Ontology annotation, molecular function: DNA-binding transcription factor activity.